This is a messenger RNA of Colletotrichum truncatum, 666 nucleotides long. RefSeq names its product maleylacetoacetate isomerase. Gene Ontology annotation, biological process: L-phenylalanine catabolic process; glutathione metabolic process. Gene Ontology annotation, cellular component: cytoplasm; mitochondrion. The record is from RefSeq and is a predicted model, not a curated record. Gene Ontology annotation, molecular function: maleylacetoacetate isomerase activity; glutathione transferase activity. Lineage: Eukaryota; Fungi; Ascomycota; Sordariomycetes; Glomerellales; Glomerellaceae.
AUGACUAACCCAGACUACAUUCUCUACUCCUACUUCCGCUCCUCCUGUUCCGCUCGCCUUCGGAUUGCUCUUAACCUCAAAUCCAUAUCUUACACUACAAUUCCCACCAAUUUGCUCAAAGAUGAGCAUCUGUCCUCUUCUCACAGGGCAUUGAACCCUUCAGCUACCGUACCUCUCCUCGUAAACCACUCCGAAGCUGACUUCAAGGUCACCCAAUCUGUCGCUGCGCUCGAGUAUCUCGACGAAACACACCCGAACUCUACCCCUCUCCUCCCCAAAGAUCCAAAGACUCGAGCUGUUGUUCGCAGCCUAGUCAACAUUGUGUGCUGCGACAUUCAGCCAGUCACCAAUAUGCGCAUUAUGCGGAGAGUGAGGGCACUGGGAGGUAACGCGGAGCAGUGGAACUGCGAACUCAUGACGGACGGGCUAGCAGCUUAUGAGGCUGUUGCGAAGCAGUGGGUGGGCAAUUACUCAGUGGGCGAUGAGAUCUCCAUGGCCGACAUUUGCCUGCUCCCCGCCGUUUGGAAUGCCGAGAGAUUCGGAGUAGAUCUGAGUCAAUACCCGGUUAUUGGGCGGGUGGUUGAGAAUUUGAAGGAUCAUCCUGCGGUCGUGAAGGCGCACUACUUUAACCAACCCGACACGCCAGAUGAGCUGAGAAUCAAGUAG